Plenodomus lingam JN3 is the source of this 162-nucleotide messenger RNA. NCBI's taxonomy places the organism in Eukaryota, Fungi, Ascomycota, Dothideomycetes, Pleosporales, Leptosphaeriaceae. The record is from RefSeq and is a predicted model, not a curated record.
AUGUAUACGGCGUGUAGUCUGUACCAUGCAUGGUAUCCAGAAGAUCUGACUUGUCCACAUCACGGAGCCGUGGCAAGUGGGUUAAACACCGUACAUGACAACUGGUUCAAUCCGUUCAAGGCGGAUGAUUCGAAUCGUAACAAAUUGACGAGAAGUUACUAA